GUCUGUUGUCCCGGCAUUAGUUUCCGCUGGUGUAUGAUGUCGUGAAUUUUAUUAAUUUAAACCUGGUUUGUUUUUCCUCUCCAUGUUGGAUAAUUUAUUUUUUGUUGUAUUUUUAUACAUAAAACGACUGUGAAGGCGGAAGUGAAUGUUCUGUGUUCGGCGUGACUGUGUUUGACCUCGACCAUGAGCAACAGUCAUCCCCUGCGUCCCCUGGCCUCCGUGUCGGAGAUCGACCACAUCCACCUGCUGUCGGAGCAGCUGGGAGCGCUGGUGCUCGGUGAGGAGUACAGCGAUGUCACCUUCAUCGUGGAGGGGAAGAGGUUCCCGGCGCACCGUGUCAUCCUGGCUGCUCGCUGUCACUACUUCAGGGCCCUGCUGUACGGUGGGAUGAAAGAGUCCCAGCCCCAGGCCGAGGUCUGCCUGGAGGAGACUCGAGCUGAAGCGUUCUCGAUGCUGCUGAACUACCUGUACACGGGCCGGGCCAGCYUGAGUUCUGCCCGGGAAGAGGUGCUGUUAGAAUUCCUGGGUUUGGCUCACCGYUACGGCCUCCAGCCUCUGGAGGACUCCACCUGCGAGUUCCUCCGCACCGUCCUGCACACCAACAACGUGUGCCUGAUCUUCGACGUGGCCAGCCUCUACUCUCUGAGCGCGCUCAGCGAGGCCUGCUGUGCCUUCAUGGACAGGCACGCACCUGAGGUGUUGAACUCCGACGGGUUUCUUUCGCUCUCAAAGUUCCGGAGGAGAACAUCGCCACCAUGAAGUACGGAGCUCAGGUCGUUAAAGGUGAGCUGAAGUCGGCGCUGCUGGACGGAGAYACCCAGAACUACGACCUGGACCACGGCUUCUCCAGACAUCCCAUCGAGGAGGACGGUCGGGCUGGGAUCCAGGUCAAACUGGGCCAACCGUCAAUCAUCAACCACAUCCGCCUGCUGCUGUGGGACCGGGACAGUCGGUCUUACUCGUACUACAUCGAAGUAUCGAUGGAUGAGCUGGACUGGGUCCGAGUCGUCGAUCACUCCAAGUUUCUCUGUCGCUCGUGGCAGAACCUUUACUUCACACCACGAGUUUGCAGGUCAUGGCAGACCCUGAAGUUUGAGAAUCAGCCAGCUUCCUUCAUCCGUAUCGUUGGGACUCACAACACAGCUAACGAGGUGUUCCACUGCGUCCACUUUGAAUGUCCGGCCCAGCUGGACACAGAGGUCACCGAGGGMAGCCCGGGUUUGGAUCCGCCUGAUCCAGGGGCCGCCAGCCCCCAGCAGAGACCCCAGCGACCCUCGCGCUCCCACAGCCUGCAGCCCAACCAGCAGCCCUCCUCAUCCUCACCUUCGUUCUCACAUCCUCACAACUAGGAGCUCUGGGRGACGUCAGAAUGUCAUUUUUGCACAGCUGUCAUCGUCCUGACUGCGCUGCUACAACGCUGCUGAGGCCAUCGUCUCGUCUGUCCUCCGUGUUUCUGUAGCAGCAGAACCUAGAGCUCCCGUCUUCCCACUUUUCUGACUGAAAUUAGGUAUUACAUGUACUAGUUUGUACAUUUUAUGAAGGUACUUUUUUUAGCUACUAAGAUUUCAAACUCCUGAAGCUUUAAUUUUUUGUGGACGAGGUGCACACUGACACGAUUAUACUGUUUCACCGAACACCAGAGAGGGGCGGGGUGAGCUAUUUAAAUUUGAUAAAUUCAUAGCGAUCAUUUAAAACAGAGAAAACUAUAUCCUUAUUAAGCUAUUUUUAAAGAAAUUAUCUUAAAAACAAAGAGUCGACACACUUUUCGUAGCGUCAGGCUAACAGGGUAGCACUCAUAGAUAUUUUUCCAAAUUUGAAAACUCACUUUUUAUUACAAGUUUGCCAAACCUGAAACGAUGAUGCAUCCUGUUGCUUUUUGAAUACAAAUAAUAAUAAUAAUAAUAAUAAUCAAUUAAUUUAGGAGGAUUUUAAAUAUUGAGCUCACACUCAAAAACAAACCAUAUCAUAGUGUCUGGUGUGACUUUUUAAUACUUAAUACCUCGAGGAAAAAAAACUUGGAUAUAACUGUCAUUGAUGCAGAUACAUGUGUUUGUAUUCYUUCGUGAAAAACAACAAACAUUGAAACAACUUGAUAAAAAUAAGAAAAACGAAAAUCUGACACUGCUUCKGAAUUUUGGUUCAACAGAAUUCUUCACAUAAAACAAUAAUCUGGUCUCGACUGCAAAGGAUGGUAACUCUAAAGCCCGUCGUUCCUGUGAUCACUGCUGCACGUUUUGUAUACAAGUUUAAUGUCCACAGGACUGGAGACGACCUCUGUGGACGUGUCCACAUGAGAAACAUAGACGACAAAUUAAAGAGACAGAAAACACAAAUGAAAACCAAAGACUCCAGAACAGCUUCCAAAGAGAUUAGAGGUUCAUCAGUGGUGGUUUGCGUCAUUAGUCAUUGGAAAAUGAUUGGGGAGAAAACUAAAUCAGAAAAAAAAACUACAUUUAUAUUUGAGAAUGUCCCUUUGGAUAGAUGAGACGAGUCCUAUCAGGCGUCUAAUAUGUGCAGGGGAUCUCAAGACUAUCAAGGCUUUCUGGAGUGAAUUGCGCUGCUCUGACUGAAAGUUUUCUGGUGGCMAAAUACUGCCAGAACUCUCGCUAGAAAAAAUGAGAUCUCGCACACAACUUUAAA
Messenger RNA from Austrofundulus limnaeus, 2640 nucleotides. It is a transcript of the gene btbd9, whose product is annotated as BTB (POZ) domain containing 9. Gene Ontology annotation, cellular component: cytoplasm. Gene Ontology annotation, molecular function: protein binding. Gene Ontology annotation, biological process: circadian behavior; adult locomotory behavior; modulation of chemical synaptic transmission. The record is from RefSeq and is a predicted model, not a curated record. Lineage: Eukaryota; Metazoa; Chordata; Actinopteri; Cyprinodontiformes; Rivulidae.